UAUACCCCUCGGCCGGGGAGACCGGGGUAACACAAUUCAGUUGGCCGAAUGCGCGCGCUAUGGGCGUAUGUGUUUCGCGUCGCGUUUCGUUGGUCAUCUUACACUAAAUACAACAAUAUAACCCAAAAUUAAGUUACAAUACACUAAAACAACAAUUAACGUACAGUGUGUGUGUCGAAUGAAGUGUUUUAUGUUAUGAGAUGUGAAAAAACUUGGUAAAUCCAGUGCUAAUGACAAGAAGCUUUAUACAGCGUCAUAGUAUCUUGAAACGAUAUGAAACAACACUUUGUACUGCGAUAAAUCCAUUUUACAGGCUCGUUUUAUCGGCUCCCAACAUGGUUAAAAAACAAAUACAAUGACUAUAUAAUCGCGUGAGACAUGUGCAUUACAAUGUCUAUUUUAAAAUAAGAGUGAUACCCGAUGGUAGUUGGACCAUGGCGCGGCAUAGGCCGACCACGAGGCAUUUCCAUAACCAGCCGGAGUUACGGAGGGGGGACAGUGCUGGUCUCAUGCUGUGGAUCUUCCUAGUGUGGCUGGCCAGCUGCGGGCCGCUGGGGAACACGGUGAAACAGGACGGUUGUGCCUUCCCCACCCGGUGGCAGGGCAAGUGGUUCCAAUCGGGUGUUAUCCAGCCGAUCCUCAUCGAGGGCAACAUCCUCUCUAAUAAGGGCCGCUGCCUCUCCUCCGAAGGCGACAAGUUCUUAAUAGUUGAUGAGAAGGGCUGUUAUCGCUGCGUAGUGAUGCAUGAAAAACACAUUAAUGUUCUACAAUACAAGGAAACCUUCUGUCACCGGCGAGACGCCUUACCUCACCUCUGCUCACUGAUAACUGGGGAUGCUUUGCUUUACUCAAUGUUCAGAGAAAACGCUGAGCCUGUGGACUGUCCUUUGAAGGCACCGUUCUCCUUUACGUAUAACAGAGGUCAUGGCGACUGCAAAUUCCCCGCAUCGUCAAUAGAGAGCUGUACAGAAGAUUCUAGACUCCUACUCAACUAUCAAGCAUGUCCUGACGUUUACGGUUCUGAAAGCACUGUUGAAGAGUUAGAAUGUCUUGCGACAUGGAAGGAAGGUAGCCUACGAUUCCUCGUGGGCAAGAUCCACCACAACCACGCCACCAGCAACGAAGACAGAUAUCGAUGCUUUGUCUACGAGAAGACAAAUGGUAUUGCAUCUAAUCCGAGUCUUAAAGAGAACCCCGUUUCCCCUGGAGGUGUGGAGUACAGAGUUGCACAAUCUGGUGACGCUACGUGUAACGGACUCUUUAGUGCUACAGAAGGUUCCAGAACUAUGGCUUUGAAGCGGGUUUCGGUCCGCUUCAACUGCCAAUUCCCAUCUUGGAUGACGUUCUCCCACACUUGGCACACACUAGACUUCACAAGCAACUACACGUUCUACCAGCGGAACGCGACCCUCCGCAUCACCAACCAGACAGGCGCUGAGAUCAAGGUGUUCUGUGUCAAUGUUAAAGCCAGCUCGCCGAGCGGUAACUCGGUAGCGUUGGUUGCACAUUGGCAACAUCACUGUGUGUCUCGUUACGUCUGCGUGGUGUUGUACCGACGGGAUACGUACAUAGCGGAGUUACAGCGCGGCACCCCGACCACGCGGCCGGACGACGCGUGCUCCCCGCACCACUUCAAUGCUGUUACUGCACCUUAUAUCACUUUAGUUGCAAGUAAUCCAGAAUCAAAAGAAUGUCCGUAUUCCGGGAAAUACACAAUAUCAAAUCAUAGACAUCAAAGAAGCAUACCCAGCUCUCCAGAAAGACAUAGAUUAAAAAGAGACAAAAACUAUAACCAUAGAGUAAACAAUACGAGAUCAUUCAAUUUUAGCCUAGGAAAUAUUUCGGAUAUGCCGAUGCUAAGAAGUAAGAGACAAGCGGAUGAAAUCGCUUGCGUCGGUAGCAAAUAUAACAAAUUGGAAGUCGGCUGUAAUACUGCCAAGAAUAUGGAGUUUUAUUCCACUUGUAAUAAAAAAGAAAUUGUUACUGCGUACACCUGUCACGGCGGGUGGUAUGAGAACGGCGCGUCGUUUGUAGUCACGACCCCCGUAACGCGCGACAGCACGGCCGCGCGCCGCUACUGCUUCGUGUCAAGAGACGCGCGGGACGGCGCACUGUCCGUCGGCCAGAGCGCGACUAACUGCGAGCGGGGAUACGACCCGGAGCCGCUGUUGUUCGAUGCCACAUUUACUGGCAAAUGUCAAGAUGAAACCAACAACCAGCCUCGACUGAGACUACCAUCACCACACAUUAUUUUCAUCGUAUCGUUUAUUGUACAUUACAUUAUACCUAGAUGAUUUAUAACAUACUUGAAUAGUAUUAAUUUAUUGUAACUUUGAACUCUUCACCCCUCUCCUAUAUCCAUACAAUUAAAAUAUAAUGUAAAUUCACAAACAUGUUGAUAGUAUUUAAUGUUUUUAUUGAAAUUCUAUAAACAUUUUAGCCCUAAUUUAUUUCACUAUGUAUUAUAGGAUUAAGAUAAUACGUGAAAACUUAUUAUUACUUUUAUACUACGUAAAGCACUUAGUUUAACACAAUUCUGUCCUUCAGGCAAUAUGUGAAAACCUAUAAUCUUAGAUUUGAUGACAGUUAUAUUCUAUCAUUCAUUUAAUUGUUUAACAUUAAUUUAACAUGAAUUCUUCUAAAAGCAUAAUGUAAUUCAUUCGAACAACGAUAUAUUAAAUGAAAUAAUUUUAAAUUAUUAUGAUAAUUACCUUAUUUGAUAUCUACAAUUUCAUUUCACAUUUUUUUUCUUAUAUUCUAAAUUUAAAUAAUAUAUCGCAACAGCAAUAAAAAAAAUGGUAACACCUCACUUCAGAUUAUAAAACAAAAAGCACCUCUCUUAAUCAUAAUAAUUUUACCAUCUCCUACACACUGUACAUAGUAAACAAUAUCGUAAAUUUAAAUCGAGGCGUAAUAAUAUAAAGGUAUAAUGAAAAUAAGAUAGCAAAUAUAGAUACCGAUUUUGUUUCUGUGUCGAAUGUUUGUCAAAAUCUUUAAAUCGAUUGUGUGAUGGUGUAAAAUGGUUGUGAAUUAAUGUUUCAAUAUACCGAAGUAGGAAUGAUUCUAUCUGGACUGAAAGAACGGUAGAUUAAUUAUUUAUAAAGAAAAAUAUUUAUUACCUACUACAUUGUAGUAAAAUCCUGUAUAAUUUAAACAUAAUCAUGUCUACCUAUUCAAGGUCCUAUUUGUUUUUCUUCUAAUUUAAAAGCGCACAGAUAAAUAAAAGCGAUAGAACUUUAAAAAUGGAAUUCUAUUCGAUUUCUUGUUAUUAUAAUCAAUUUAAGUUUAAAUAGAUCAUUGUAUCUAUUUAGUUAAUAUACGCUUUUUUAUCUUCUGAAUACCAUUUUUGUCCGCAAUUCCUCUCAUAGCUAUAGGUUUAUUGUAAUAAUUUUGGAAUAUUAUCACGCAAGAAGUCGAAAAGAAUAUAGCUUUAACACAGCAUUAAAGACUGUAAUUCUACAUUUGUUAUUUAAUAAGGCGUUUAGUAGUUUUGUAAUUGCGUAAUAUAACAUGAUCGUUGAGUACUGUAUCAAAUAUUAAUUAUGCUAUGCAAAGCAAAUAUGGAAACAGUGACAAAUGAGUACCUAUUUAUUCAUUUUUGGAAGUGAUAACAAUCUAAUGGGAGUGUUAACCGCUUCGUCGCGUAAUGCGUUAUGGCGCCAGUCUGCUUGGCCUCUCUUUCUCUCAAUAAGGCGGUAGGUAGGAUCUUCCUCUCUCACUCUAACCCACAGCGCUAGCCGCAUUUAGUUUAUGUACAAUUAUAACUUCUGUCGAGCGUCCUGGAACAUACUCAUUUAUAUGUUUUUUAAUAUGCUAUACUAUGCUAUGCUAUGCUAUGUUCCUAAUAAGGUUACAUUACGUACAACGCAUUUUUAUACUAUUAUUUUUUCCUCAGAUGGACCAUGUUAUUUUCAUUUGUUAACAGCAGACAACAACCGCAUUAUCAUAACUCAGACUUUCGAAAUAUAAAAUUAUUCGACUACGAUUGCACUCAAAUUACGUAUUCGAACAGUUGUUUGAUUUUAGACAUUAAAAUUCGAUGCACGGUGAAUUAAAUUUUACACAAAAUAUUUGGUUACUAUGGCUAGCUUUAUAUUAAAAUGACAUGUACUAUGUAUCAUCAGGGUAUAAAAAUAAACAAAAAUAUAACAGCAAUAAAUUAAUCUGCUCCAUAUAUAAACACAGCAAGAUAAUGUCAUUACUUAGCUGUUAAAAAUCUAAUUGAAACCCAGUACAGGCUUGGGCUUAUCAUAUUUCAUUAAUAUAAAAUUUACAUUAAUAUAUCACUUGUUCAUGAUAUAACAGUAUCUAAUAAUGUCCAAUUGCCUCUUCAUAAAAAAUUAGUUCUCUAGGAGCACUGUCUAAUACAUAUAUUUUUUCUACUUUAGCUAUUAUUGUUGAGAAGCUGCAACUAACAACGAAAAAACUAAUAUUAAACGUCAAUGUUUUCAUACUUGUAAAAAUAUCAAGUUACACAAGAAGCUUAAAAAUAUGUACAAAAUUAUCAUAGCAUGUUAUUGAGUAGCUAGACUAAUUUAGCAUAUUUCUUUUACGAGCAAAUUAUAUAUAGGAGUAAUUUAUAGGUUAAUAUUUUCAGAACGUAUGUUAGCAAUCUUCUGAGCUUCACCGAUUUUAUAGUCAGUAAAUUUUCAACUAGUUUCUUUUAUUGUUGCUGUUUGUUCUUGUAACAUAGGUACGUAUUUUAUAUCCGUUGGUUUCAAAUUACUGUUCGAAGUAACUCGCUCACCAACAUAAUCAAUUCAUUGUCACAAUCCCAUCUAUAUCUAUAGGUUGGUUAAGAAAGCCAUUUGAUGGCGAUUUCUAGUUAAUUCGUACGUAUUUGUUAAAAAGGAAACUGCUAAUUUCCUUCAUCAAGCAAUACUAAUUUAAGUAAAUAUGUUCUAGAAAUAACAUAUAGCUAAGUGAAACGAAUACUCAUUUUGAGAUGAAUGUAUAGUUUAGAUAAGUAAUAAUUAGUUAUAAAUUCGCGACAGCAAUAAUAUAUUUGUAUUAAAAGCUAUUGAGCGUUAAAUUUUUAAUAGCAAUUAGGUAGACAGUUGUGAAUAAUUGAGCUAGCGUUGUUAUUUUAUAAUGUAAGAGAGAUUAUUUCUUCUGUGGAAGCAACUGGAGGUGUCACGGUGAGACAAAUAUUGGUGACGAUUAUAUACAUUAAGCGGAUACGUUGUUUCCAAUGUGUGAUAUAGAUACAGUAAUUUAAUUAAGGAUAUAGUCGUCAGCAUGAAUUAUAAUAAA
Zerene cesonia (dogface butterfly) is the source of this 5253-nucleotide messenger RNA. RefSeq lists its product as uncharacterized. The record is from RefSeq and is a predicted model, not a curated record. The transcript is spliced from 13 exons. NCBI's taxonomy places the organism in Eukaryota, Metazoa, Arthropoda, Insecta, Lepidoptera, Pieridae. The coding region runs from base 435 to 2294 and encodes 619 amino acids.